This is a messenger RNA of Coregonus clupeaformis (lake whitefish), 1605 nucleotides long. It is a transcript of the gene adma, whose product is annotated as adrenomedullin a. Gene Ontology annotation, molecular function: adrenomedullin receptor binding; hormone activity. NCBI's taxonomy places the organism in Eukaryota, Metazoa, Chordata, Actinopteri, Salmoniformes, Salmonidae. The coding region runs from base 122 to 655 and encodes 177 amino acids. The transcript has 4 exons. Gene Ontology annotation, cellular component: extracellular region. The record is from RefSeq and is a predicted model, not a curated record. Gene Ontology annotation, biological process: adenylate cyclase-activating G protein-coupled receptor signaling pathway; positive regulation of heart rate; regulation of systemic arterial blood pressure.
GCUGCCUUUCAGCACCAACAGCAACUUCAAGAAGCCUGUGGAAUACUCUCUCCACAUUGACUCUACUAUAACUACUUUAUCACCCAAGUGAAUUAUUGAAGGAUUUCAGGUGCCAGUCAAAAUGAAACUGAUCCUGCAGUCUUUCCUCUACGGCUGUCUGCUGGCCACCAUUGCACAGAGCGUGGCUGGAUUCAAACUUGAAAUGAGCCCAGAGCUCAAAAAGAGGUUGAGCAUAUGGAUGCAGAGCAGAUCGAGACGAGAUCUAAAAAGUUUUUCUGCAGAGAGGAUAUCAGAGUCUGUACAGUUUGUCAGACCAGAAGACGUCAGGGACACCCUGAUUCCUCAUUCCAGCACUGACAUCAGCGUCCGAACCAAGAGAUCAAAAAAUUCAGUGAACCAGGCCUGGAGACCGGGCUGCUCUCUGGGCACCUGCACGGUGCACGACCUGGCCCACCGUAUCCACCAGCUCAACAACAAGCUAAAGAUUGGUAGUGCACCCAUCGACAAGAUCAGCCCACAGGGCUACGGCCGGAGGCGUCGUUCCCUCCCUGAGCGCAGGACCACACUGAGGCUGGAAGGGGGCAGGCUGAGGCCAGUGUGGGGCAACGCAGACUCACAUGUUCACAAGCUGGAGGAGCUGCUCAGACGGACAUGAGCUGGACUUGUACGGGGGAGGAACAGGGGAGGAGAGCAGCAGCCGAGGCUUAGUGUCUCUGCCCUGUUCUAAAAGGCGCAAGUACUGAGCGAUAGCUGCAGUGCCUCUGGAAGCUGGACUCAGCAGAGGCAUCGGCGAUGCAGAGCGCCAAAACAACAGCUGGUCUACAGGCACUGGAUAGCACCGUGAAGAGAGAGAGGGAGAGAUGCUGAGGAUGGUGCCAUCUCUGCACAGCUGAGGGAGAGGAACAAGGUUAAUACAUCGGUACAGACUCAGAAAAGAGGCCACUGCGUAAAUACUGGGACUUAUACACCUCUUCUGCAAAUCCUGGACUUUGAGUUUUACUCUGUGGAUUACAGGAGCCAAUUUCACCAAACCCACUAUACUCAUCUGCACUUUUCAGUCCCAGCCUUCUCAGUCAGACAUCCAUGUGGACCUAAAAGACAUCUAAAGACAUCUGGUCCAUGCCAUACAGGGAGAUAAGACAUAUGGAGAUGGACUUAUAAUAAGGAGCUAUGAAGCUGAAGUUUUUGGACACUGUAUGAGGGAAAUACCUUAGAGAUUGUAUGAAAUAUCUGUGCCAGUCCACAAUGGAUUGAACUAUACUUGAAUAUGUUUUGUAUAAACACAUGUGCAAUCUAUGUAUGUAUAUUUUUAUUUGCCAGUUUGUAUAUAAGAUAUUUCAGAUAUCAUUAUUUAAAUAUUAUAUAGGUUAGAUUCAACUACUUAUGGAGACUACCUAUUUUCGUACAGGAAGAAAAUAUAAGGGCAUUGUAGCUAUUUGUUGUUCCACUAUUGUUUGCAUCAUGGAUGUUAUAUGUUUCAAACUGUGGUAAUAGGAUAAAUGGUUUUAUAGCUAUGGUAUAAUAUAUUUGUAAAUGUGGUCUAUUUUAUUUGUGUUGAAGCAAUUAACAUUGUCAUACAAUAAACAUUUUGCAUAUAAAACUUGA